This is a messenger RNA of Saprolegnia parasitica CBS 223.65, 555 nucleotides long. RefSeq lists its product as hypothetical. The transcript has a single exon. The record is from RefSeq and is a predicted model, not a curated record. Bases 1 to 555 code for a protein of 184 amino acids. NCBI's taxonomy places the organism in Eukaryota, Oomycota, Saprolegniomycetes, Saprolegniales, Saprolegniaceae.
AUGCGCGCACCGUCGUGCACGAGCUGCCUCUUUAACGGCUGCACCCAGCGCGCCUUGCCGGUUCUCGGCAAGUGUGAGUUUCAUCGCCAACGCGUCGUGUGCCACAUUGACGGCUGUAACAACAUUGUCUACGCGCGCCAGCUCUGCGUGCGCCACGGCGGCAAGCUGCAGUGUGCCCACGAUGACUGCAGUUCGAACGCCCGCAUCGACGGCUACUGCUCGCGACACGCGCUUCCUACCGCCAAGCGCACGUGCUCGGAGCCCCACUGCCGCAACCUCGCCCACUCGCGGUCCAAGUGCGUCCGACACGGCGGCGCGCGGCGUUGCCGAGAAGCGCAGUGCGCAAGCUUGGCACGCACGGGUGGCUUUUGCCGGCGCCACAAUCCGUCCAAAGUGUCGCUGCGCGCAAGUCCGAUCAAAGGCGAUGUGACGGCCAGCGGUGACGUGCAGGAGCUUGACAACAUGAUCCUGCAGUGCCUUCUGAUCGACUCACCGCGCAUUGAGCCGACGACGCCGCUGUAUGGUGCUUGUGAAAUGGAGGUGUACGAUUUUUAA